Clupea harengus (Atlantic herring) is the source of this 8803-nucleotide messenger RNA. It is a transcript of the gene tcf4, whose product is annotated as transcription factor 4. The record is from RefSeq and is a predicted model, not a curated record. Gene Ontology annotation, cellular component: transcription regulator complex; chromatin. Gene Ontology annotation, molecular function: RNA polymerase II cis-regulatory region sequence-specific DNA binding; protein dimerization activity; DNA-binding transcription factor activity, RNA polymerase II-specific. Gene Ontology annotation, biological process: regulation of transcription by RNA polymerase II. NCBI's taxonomy places the organism in Eukaryota, Metazoa, Chordata, Actinopteri, Clupeiformes, Clupeidae.
CAAAUGACAUUGUCAUCCAGGGUUACUCUGAUGAAGUAUGAGAUUGUUUUGUUGCUGGCUAGCUACCUAUGUUAAGUUACUUAAACUCUAAUGUCAACCUUUCCCCCAAACUGGUUGACGUAAGUAAUUAACGGUUAGUUCAAGUCCAUGUUUUAGUCUACUCGAAAACAUGCACAACUCGUGUGAGCAUGUUGACCGCGUAGACUAAUAACAAGUCCUGUUUAAACUUUUUGUAAGUCUCAAAAACUAUCCAUGUCUCUGAAAGUUAGAAGUUGGGAAUAGAAACAAGAGUAACGCUAGUCAAUUAGACGAAUUUAGCGCACCUGUAUUUUUUUUCUCAUCCAGUAACGUUAGGGUACUGAACGCGUAUACUGUCACCAUGAAGAAAAGAGAGCGUGCGUAUUAAUUUCAUCUAGACAGGUCCGUCUGCUCAGACAAUGGCAUGGAAUACAUUUGACUUCAGUUAUUUUAACACAUUCAUUUGACUCUAGAAUGGUCAUAACACAAGGACAUCCACAGCCAAUUUGCUAAGCGCUAAACAUUUGACAGAACUGGAAUUCACCCUGCAUAUCAUUAUUAAUGCAGUCAGCAUCACAAACGUUGUCUAGUUUUCUGUGAUGCAAGCUCUUGCGAACAAACUUCUGAAAGUUUAAAGUUUAAAUUAAACAAUAUUAGCGUAAGUAUGUAUAAGCCGCUUUCUAUAUUGUUAAAAGUAUUGUCAAAGAGACUGGCGAAACCUACAGCAGUGGGUAGCCGACCCGAAAGCCACAGAUGUGAUGAGUAGCCUACACUGUUUGCUUGGACCGCGGUUGGAAUUCAUGCAGCGACGUUGUUAAGAAAGGUGAUAGCCACAGUAAGGCUUUCAAAAGCACCCGAUGCGUGGCUUUAGGUCAUUUGUAGAGUUUUGACACUUUUGCGGUUCAUGGUCACGUCAUAAGGCCCUAAUUCUUUUUUUUUAUCAAAACCGAAAAAGAUCGCUGUGGGCGAAUAGAGUAGCCUAUCCUAUGCUUUAAAUGGUUGUUGACAGUCCGCGGGGCUAGUCAUCCACUCACUUGACUAGGCGCGCAGUCGUAUAAACUAGCGCUAUUUAACAUGAGCCACUUAAAGCUAUAGCAUGUUUGCACUUCCAUGUCACAAUAAAGCACAUAAUCACAUUUCCCUUCAUUUGUCUGGCAUUGCUAUAGAUUAAUCCAUCGCUGCCAUCAUCCGUGUUAAAGGUAUCGUUAUGUGAAAAGGUAGCUAGGUGGCUGUACAAACACAUCAUUCACGAGUGCACAUGGUGCUUUAACUCGACUGAAGGGAAGCCUACAAUUAUUUUUAAAGUACGCUUCAUGAACACCGUCCUUUUCAGAGAUAUUUCUCAGCGUCCAACCACCCUUGUUACACUCUGCUAUAGCCAGCUAGCUAUCUCUUUUGAUCCCGAUUUUCCGCUGGUUUUAUAGACUAUUUAUUUAUUUAUAUAUUUGUUUUCUUUCCACGGGGUUGUCGGCGCGAGAUCCUCCGUUUAACCUGCGUAUUGAGCGGAGCUGGACUUGGGAAAGUCUUGUUUUAAUUUCACUCAUCUUCAAUCUGAUCGUUUAUUCUGGAUUCAUUCAUUUGAAGUUAACCUCCUGUUGCGUGAUGGGGCGCUGAGAAAGAAUAGGGUUUUAAGCGCAAAGUGGAAUCUUGCGACUGUGGUCCUCUGUGGAUUUUGAGGAAGAUCUGAAAUAGUGAUUAGGUCCCCCCUCCUCCUUGUCAGUGCGAGACCGGGCGUCUUCUGACCGCAAUUUGUUUCCAUGUUUUUAGGUUUGUGUGAUUUUGCUAAAAUGCAUCACCAACAGCGAAUGGCUGCCUUAGGGACAGACAAAGAACUAAGCGACUUAUUGGAUUUCAGCGCGAUGCGAAACAGCGAUUUGAAAAUGUUCCCAACACCAAUGAUGUUUUCUCCCCCCGUAAGCAGUGGAAAGAACGGACCGACCUCGCUCGGGAGUGGACAUUUCACCGGCUCAAAUCUUGAGGAGAGGGCCAGCUCGGGAUCGUGGGGAAACGGAAGUCGUGCCUCAAAGAGUUAUGUUGAUGGUUCCCAGUAUGCUCACAUGGCCAACAGGGAACAUGGAUCACACGAGAGCAUCUCUCCUCCCUACGUCAACUCCAGACUAGCAGGAAAAUCCGACAGAGCAUCCUACUCGUAUGGGAGAGACUCCAAUCUGCAUGGCUGUCAUCAGCCAAAUCUCAUGGGGGGAGAGAUGGGGAUGGUCAGCCCGGGAACAGUGUCACCGACCAAGCCAGGGUCCCAGUACUACCAGCACUACGGCAGCAACCCGCGCCGAAGACCCCUGCAUACUGACCCCAUGGAGGUCCAGACAAAGAAAGUGCGGAAAGUUCCCCCCGGUUUACCCUCUUCAGUGUACGCCCCGUCGGCGAGCACGGCGGACUACAACCGCGACUCACCAGGGUACCCGUCCUCAAAACCCCCCACCGGUUCCUUCCCCGGCUCCUUCUUCAUGCCAGACGGCCAUCACAGCACUGACCCAUGGAGCUCCUCCAGUGGAAUGAACCAGCCCGGCUACAGCGGCAUGCUGGGAAACUCUUCGCACAGCUCCCAGGGCGGCAGCUACUGCGGUCUGCACCCACACGACAGGCUGAGCUACCCAUCACACUCCUCGGCCGACAUCAACUCCAGUCUUCCUCCCAUGUCCAGUUUCCACCGCAGCGGCGGCACCAGUCACUACAGCACGGCCUCCUGCUCUGCCACCACCAACGGCACAGAAAGCGUCAUGCCUAACCGGGCGUCGAGUGGGGCCCCCAGCAGCUCCCAGACGGGUGACGCCCUUGGAAAGGCCCUGGCUUCGAUUUACUCCCCGGAUCACACAAACAACAGUUUUUCAUCCAACCCCUCCACUCCAGUAGGCUCUCCGCCCUCCCUCACAGCCCCCAGCUCAGCAGUCUGGUCCAGGAAUGGAGGACAGGGCCCAUCUUCUCCCAACUAUGAGGCUCCACUGCACUCUCUGCAGAGUCGCAUCGAGGACCGUCUGGAGCGGCUGGACGACGCCAUCCACGUGCUGCGCAGCCACGCCGUGGGCCCCUCCACAAACAUGCCCAGUGGCCACGGCGACAUGCACAACCUCAUCGGCCCCGCACACAACGGUGCCAUGGGCGGCCUGGGCUCCGGCUACGGGACCGGCCUGCUGUCCGCCAACCGCCACUCCAUCAUGCAGGUGGGCGCUCACCGUGAGGAUGGCGUCGGCUUGCGUGGCACUCACCCAAUCGUGCCAAACCAAGUGCCAGUCCCACAGCUGCCCGUCCAGUCGGCCACCUCGCCCGACCUGAGCCAGCCAGACCCCUACCGAGCUCUCUCCGGCGGUCUUCAGGGACAGAGCGCCUCGUCCGUCAGCUCUGAGAUCAAGUCAGAGGACGAGGGAGACGAGAACCUGGACAGCAAGUCUGUGGAUACUAAGAAGGAAGAUCCAGACCACAAGGACCUCAAGAGCAUUGAGAGUAAUGCCGACGACGAGGACCUGACCCCAGAGCAGAAGAUCGAGCGCGAGAGGGAGCGCAGGAUGGCCAACAACGCCCGCGAGCGUCUGCGCGUGCGCGACAUCAACGAGGCCUUUAAGGAGCUGGGCCGCAUGGUGCAGCUGCACCUGAAGAGUGAUAAGCCCCAGACCAAGCUGCUCAUACUGCACCAGGCCGUGGCCGUCAUUCUCAGCCUGGAACAGCAAGUCAGGGAGAGGAACCUGAACCCUAAGGCUGCGUGCCUGAAGAGACGUGAGGAGGAGAAGGGCUCAUCGGACGGAGCCUCCCUCUCACUGGCCGGGGCCCACCACAGCAUGGGAGACGCCUCCAACCCAAUGGCACAAAUGUCCAAGCUGCCAGAGUUCAUCAAGGCCAUGAGCGACCACUUCCUUUGACAACAUCACUCAAUCCCCACCGACCAGUCAGCCCACCAAUCAACCAGUCCAUGAUUCAGCUCAGUAACUCAGCCAACCAUCUGACCGACCAACGUUUUGUUUUGUCCUGACCUGUCUUAUGUCUUCUGUAGAGAUCUGGGCAUAUGUACACUGGCGAAGGAAAGAAGAAACACAAGACCUUUUUUCCUUAUCUGUUCUUUUCAGCAUUCCCAAUUUUAAAAUAAAAAAAAGGAACAUACAUAAAAAAAAGUAAAAAAAAAAAUUAAAAAAAAACAGGAUUAAAAGAAAAAGAAUAUGUGCUCCAAAUCAAUGGGGGACUCCUCCAACAUAUCAUGAUGAUGUACCAACAUUGCAGGGCUGGUGCAGCCCUCAGACCCAACGGCAAUCUACUCCACACGGUGGAACCUGCAGUCGUGCCUGACUUCCUGUCGGACGUCCAAAACAAAAAGAGAUGAAUCAAGUCAAUCAAUCACACUGGUCUUGAGGGGGCGGGGCCAGAACCAGGGGGUUUCCAACUUAAACAAAAAGAAAAGUGAUUACAAUAUGUGGUAGAAAUUGAAAAAUCAUGUUGAAACUCGCAAUAAUGACAAAAAGUGUACUUCUAAAUUCAGGCACAUGAGUUGAAUGGGACAGUGUGUGAAGGCAACUGCAGCAUGGUCGUGCAGGAGAGACCAGGGGGCCAGAACACACUGCUGCCCCGAUAGUGACUCCUAAGCCAGCACACUCACACAUAUACAUACAUACACACACAUCCACAUCCACUCCAUAGCCCACAGCACAGCCACUGAGCAGAGAGACAGAGAGACAGAGAGGGGGAGGCCGUCAUCAGUCCCAGAGGACUGUCACAGGGUGGAGCGAGGGAGCGCCAGAGAGGAACCACACGGAAGGGUUGAGGAGAAGGAACAGAUGUGUGGUCAGGUGGAGAGAAUCAGUGUGAAUGCAGGCAGGAGAGAAUCAGGAACCCAGUGGGUGGGUCCAUCGCUCCAUCACUCUGGUCGUCGACUUAUCUGUUUGUUUGGUUUGUUUUCUGCCCUGGUCUAGCCGCUCACAGCUCCUGUUGUCCCCAGUGCUCACCUUUGACCCCUGACCCCCACCCCACCCACCCCCCAGAGAUGCAACUUUGACAUGCUACACUUCUACCAAUGUGCCUUUUUAGAGUCCAUAUCAUCACACAGCGUGAGGAAGGAGGACCUUAUUGGGACUUUUUAGGAUGCAAGCUUAGGGAAAAAUCGUUUUAUUAGGUCAUUAGGUCUAUGCAGUCAGGUUUUUUACAACCUGGGAUUUAAAAAAAAGUAAAAAGGAAAAAAAAGUAUUUUUUGGAUAAACUGUAUUUAAUGUACUGUAAUGCUUAUAUGUAAUUAGAAGGCGUGUCCCUGAACAACAACCUGUUUUGAGUGAGUUGUGCCCCUCCUCCCCAGCUCCGCCCUCUCCAUGACCCCACCCCUCGGCCCCUCCCUCACCCCCCUGCAGCUGGGUUUGUUUCCAUAGUGAGCGUGUGACACGUCUGUUAUUGAGCGUUGUAUUAUAGCUAUCAGCUUUUUAUCAAUAUGGGCUUGUCAGUGGGCCACUGUAGUAUUCAGUACAAAUGUGUGGUUGUAUGUGUAAAACUGAUUUUUUUUUUUGUUCCUCUCUUUUUUUAAAACCUUUCUCUUAUUCUUUGUCUGUUCUGGUUUCUCUGUCGGGAAGAAAAGAAAGAGGAGAGCACACUUUUGCUGUGUCAGCAGUGACUCCUCCCUCUGUGGUUUCGCUUAUCCAAUCAACACGAGGCACUGAAACUGGAAAAGAAUCUAUUAGAAAAAAAUCCAUAUAUAUAAAUGUAGAAAUAUAUACGAUAUAUAAAAAAAGGUGUCGAUUUUCAGAGGAGAGAUUGUUGGGGGAUGAAUUAUUUUCUCUAAUCGUCGGGCGGAACUAUACGAGAAGCACUCCAGUGUUCCUUUCUCUGGAAGGUGACGUGAGCGCUGAAGUGCCCUGGCAUCAGUGACUGUGGCACCGCAGGCAGACCUGUAGGGACGCAGAAGACAUCGAUCAGCACCACUCACUGCUUCUCAGCUGUCAAAAGGACACACUGACAUUUGUAAAUUGUAUGCAACAAAUGCAAACCUACCAUAAUUUUGAAAUUGUGUAUGUAAAAGUUAUAUUUUUACAUGUAGACUGUUGUUAUUUUGUGUUUAGAACUAUGUUGUAUCAGUUUUUUUUUCUUCUUUUGUUAAAAGAUGACAAAAGUAAUUCAGUGUGUUUUGAAAAAAUGUGUCACAUUGAAAAUGUAGUGAGGUCAAAUGCUUCAGAAUCUUCUUUUUUAUUGUUAUGUUUAUACUGUAUUUCUGGGAACAUUUGUUUGAGGGACUCUGGGAAUGGACAAUGAAAAGGUAUAUAGUAUUUGUUUCAUGCUCCAUAGUCAUUACAUUGCCAUUUUUAAUUGUAUUUUGGAUAUAAAAAUGUAAAUAGUCAUAACAGGGCGGGGGUGGGGGGUGGGGUUGUGUCAUUUUAGUGGAGGGUGAUUACUCUCUGACAGCAGAGUGAGGGGGUGAAGCGUUCUCUAGCCGUGCACCAUCUGUUGGGCCAAGGCAGGUGCCAAACACAGCAUCCAGUGGUGCUGGUCAGCUCCAGACCUCAACUCUCUGCUCCUAAAGCGCAGCCAUCAUGGGUCUGGAGCCUGGAACAGGUCACAGCAGUCUGAUGGCUCAGAAACCACGACCAACACAGACCAACAGAAUGGCCUUCUGUUAUAUCACAGUCAAGUCUGAACGAGAGUGUGAAGAGGGCCUGAUUUCCCAUGUUGUUACUUGGCUGAUAGUAGACAGUAUUUCCCCGUACUAGACCUUGAAAGGCAUGUCAUGUAGUGCUUUACCACGUGAGUGGGCAAUCAAGGCAGCAUUGUUUUUGUUUUCUGGUUUUCCAUCCACAUAAGAAUUCCCUUAGUGUUGAACACUUCCACCAGGCAUUGCUCUUGUCUCAUGUUGUUUUUCUCCUGCCAAAACACAUGUCUCUUUUCCAUUAGAUUUGGGUUUGUUAUUUCACCUUGCAUUUGAAGCAGUCAUGUUGUGCUUUAGCAGUUGUUUCAGCUGCUUUGGGUAUGAGGCCAGCGUAUGUCUCGUCUCCAAAUGAGGGUCCCCUUUCAUGUAAAUCUCGUCAUAGCAAAUAUCUAGAGAUGCAGUAAAUGUCCCACACAGGCAGCAAAAAUAUAGCUGAUAUUUGGUAAUUUAUCAAUGUGUUUUUCAGUGCACAAAAAAAAAUGGGGAAACAAUGCAUUUUAUAAGAAGUGGUUGUGUGUCAAAUUUGUUUUUUUGCAAGAAGUGCUAAUUUUUGUAACUUGAAAAAAAAAAUAAUAAACUGAACAAUCAUUGGAGCCCAAUUGCUUCCCAGCUGUGGCUUCACUUAUUAUGAGGAAUAAAAAAAAAAUCAAAGUGAAGAUUAGCUGGAUACCCAUCACCCACUGCCAAGAAUUAACAAAACUCUUCUGACCCUUUCAGUGUCAUUAAACUCUGAAAACUCCAUCACUUGCUGUGAAUGGAGAAUAAUAAUUUACUCCAAGUUUUAGAUUACCAGUGUAAUUCAAAUGAUUGUCUUAAGCAGAGCUGAAAUGAACAGUAAAACACAAAGGCAGAUGACAGUAUGGCAGAGCCCAUGCUUACUAAUUAAAAACCACUUCCAUUUGUCUCCAGUCCUGCUAGAACGAACAGACACCUGUCAGUCAAGUUAAGUUUGCAAUUUGUCUUCCGUAGUUUUUUUGUUUCCUUUUUCGUCAUAUUUUAGUCCUGUUUAACUUUCACAAUGUGUGUAAGGUCAAGAGCAGAGGAGGAGAGGCCAAUAGUCAGGUUAAGGAAGCAACUCAGACUCCACCUUGAACAAGCACAAACAUCUAUAGAACUGGCUGACAUCUUCAAAGUGAUGCUGAGGAUCUGAAGUAGAAGGCCACACGGCUCUGAGGCUGACUGAGUAGUCGUUGACUGAGUAGUCGUUCUCUUUCAUUCUUCUGUAUUUUUAAGCCGCCAUCCUUGUGCAGUGGUUUGAAACAUGAUCAUUUCAGAGUAUUAUAGACAUAUGUGAUAGUGAAAAUAUAUGGACUGUGGCCUUUUUCAUUCUUGUUACUUGUGAUGCAAUUAAGUGAAGAAAUCUACAGCAAGCAGAGAGCUACCAUGUAUCAGUGCCUGGCUUUUUGUUCUAACACUUGUUUUGUCUAGUGCCCUUUUGCUAUGGAAUAGGCUAGCGCACCCUAUUCUAGAGAACAAGAAAAAAUUAAUUUGAAAAAGAAUUACAUUUGGCUUAUUUUUUCCAGGGGCUAUCAUUUUAUACCAGGAUAUUGAGUAAAUCAAUGUAAAAUGGGAGUCAUAAUGUCAGAUUCUAAAAUAUUCCACUUUGUAGAUUUUUGAAAUCAUUUGAAGUGAAAGAGUUUGUUACUUUAUUUGACUAUUUAAAAGAGGUUAUUUUAGCGUGUGUUACGAGACGAGACUGUACAGCGUAGUGGGCGGUUGCCCUCGGACUGAGGACAGAGGGGGACGUGGGUACCAUCCAGACCUGCAGCAGUGAUUCAAAGGAGAAAACAAAAACAACAAAAAAGAUAAAAUGACAGUUACACUUUCUUUCCAGUGUGUGGCUGUGUGCCUCAAGCCUUUUCUUUUCAUGUAUUUUCGAUGCGUGUGUGUUCCUCUUUUUAUUUUAUUUUCCUUUUUCUUAAUUGUUUCCAUUGGACUUUUUAUUUUGUUUUCCAUUAUAAUUAUUAUAGUUGUUGUUAUAAUUGUUAUUAUUAUGAUUACUUUCUCUGAUAAGUAGAAGUGUCCACACAGCUUUGUGUGCUGGAGUUUCUCUUCAAGCCAGCUUAUAUUAGGCCAUUGCCUGUUGUUUUUCAUCUUGUAGUUAUUCAAUGAAGUCAUGUACAUGACCGUUCUGUAGCAAUAAAUGUGCCAUUUUUAUAA